AUGGAUCGAGCCAAAAAACGCCUCGUAUCAGCACUCGAUGGUUUCCGCAAUCAGCACAAAUCGGAGAUUGAGCUGGAUGAGAAAAUCACACCGUCGGAUGUGUGCUUGACACGAAUUGUAAGACAUGGUUUUCCGGAUGAUCCACGAUGCAUGGCAUAUGAUGCAGUGCAGCGUUUGCUUGCUGUUGGCACUGGGCAUGGGGUGGUGAGGAUUGUCGGUGAUGUUGGAGUGGAUUAUUGCCUGAAACAUGAAUCAGAUGCAGCUGUACUUCACAUACAAUUCCUCAUGAAUGAGGGAGCACUGGUUACAGCAUGCCGCGAUGAUCUAAUACAUUUAUGGAAUUUUCGUCAAAAGGUACCAGGCAUUUGUUGCUUUUCUCUUUAUUUUUUAAAGCGGUGGGGCGGGGAAGAUUUAAAUAUAAUGCAGUUUUGUGAGAAAUAG
This is a messenger RNA of Gongylonema pulchrum, 441 nucleotides long. The record is from the annotation of a GenBank genome assembly. Lineage: Eukaryota; Metazoa; Nematoda; Chromadorea; Rhabditida; Gongylonematidae.